This is a messenger RNA of Penicillium roqueforti, 1308 nucleotides long. It is a transcript of the gene utr2, whose product is annotated as putative cell wall glucanase (Utr2). The record is from RefSeq and is a predicted model, not a curated record. The coding region runs from base 1 to 1308 and encodes 435 amino acids. Lineage: Eukaryota; Fungi; Ascomycota; Eurotiomycetes; Eurotiales; Aspergillaceae. Gene Ontology annotation, molecular function: hydrolase activity, hydrolyzing O-glycosyl compounds; glycosyltransferase activity. The transcript has 3 exons. Gene Ontology annotation, cellular component: fungal-type cell wall. Gene Ontology annotation, biological process: fungal-type cell wall organization; carbohydrate metabolic process.
AUGGUUCGCUUCGUGACACCUUUGCUCCUGGCCUCGCUGUCAGUGACCGCCUUCGCCGCGCAAUCCUGCAGCUCCAGCAGCCAGUGUGACGAGAAAUACCCCUGCUGCUCCCAAUAUGGUGAGUGCGGUACUGGUGCCUACUGCCUGGGCGGUUGCGACCCUCUUGCAUCGUUCUCUCUCGAUUCAUGCGCUCCUAUGCCCGUCUGCGAGGAUAAGACUUACAACUGGAACAACCUCAACAAUUCCGUCACCCAGGACAAGUACCUCGGUAACGCCAGCACUGCCGACUGGACCUACAGCGGAAAGGUGAAAACCGAGGAUGGCAAUCUGAUCAUGACCAUGCCUGCCAACAGUGUCGGUACUCUCUUCGCCAACAACCACUACAUCUGGUACGGCAAGGUUUCCGGAAAGAUUAAGAGCUCCCGCGGCAAGGGUGUCGUGACUGCUUUUAUUCUUCUGUCCGAUGUCAAGGACGAAAUCGACUACGAGUGGGUCGGUGCUGAUUUGACCGCCGUGCAGACCAACUACUACUGGCAGGGUGUUCUGGACUGGGAGAACGCCGGCAACAUCAGCGUGGAUGGCGAGGACACCUUCAAUGACUGGCACACUUACGAGAUCGAUUGGACCCCUGAGAAGGUCGACUGGGUCGUCGACGGCUCCGUGCGCCGCACUUUGAAAAAGGCCGACACCUACAACGAGACCUCCAAGCAGUACGAGUUCCCCCAGACACCCUCUCGCCUUCAAAUGUCGCUCUGGCCCGCCGGCCAGGCCAGCAACGCCCAGGGUACCAUUGACUGGGCCGGUGGUGAUAUCGACUGGAACAGCGAGGACAUCCAGACCGUCGGCUACGACUAUGCCAUGGUCGGCGAGGUCAGCGUUCAGUGCUACGAUGCUCCUUCCGACGUCACCAAGACCGGCGACAACGCCUAUAUCUACACCAAAUCUUCUGCUAUGGAGAGCGAUAUCUCCAUCACCGACAACUCCACCGUCCUUGCCUCGCUGGGCGCCACCGGUCUCGACAUGGAUCUUGGUGCUGACAAAUCUUCUGCAUCCUCCUCUGCGUCCAAUAGCAUCCCCACCAGCAACGGUGGCUCCGGUGGCAUGACCAGCAACAUCACCAGCUCUGGUGAAUCUAACUCCAGCUCCAGCUCUGGUACUUCCACCACGGAUAGCUCGGGGACUUCCACUUCGGGCUUCACCCAGGGAACCGCUACCCAAGACAGCGGUGCGGCCAGCCAAAAUGAGCGUGUCCUCCGUGGCUCGCUCUUCGGCGUCCUGGUGGCUCUUGUUGUCCUUGUGACAAUUUAA